Molecule: messenger RNA, 11477 nt
Organism: Phycodurus eques (leafy seadragon)
Lineage: Eukaryota; Metazoa; Chordata; Actinopteri; Syngnathiformes; Syngnathidae
Product: protein FAM83G-like
Exons: 5
Coding region: 381-3800 (1139 amino acids)
Source: RefSeq, a predicted model, not a curated record
CACUGCGGGUCACGUAAGGGAAGGUGUGUGUGUUUCGGUGCCAAGGGCACACCUGUCGGGCGGUGCCUCGGAAGAAGCGUCACCCACGUCUCUCGACCGUCGCCCGGCUGGGCUGAGUGCUCAUCACGAGAUGACUCUCCAGGCAAUGGGAGGCUCGUAAUGUAACAUGGCAGUUGUUAACUAUUCCAUUACAGUGUUAGACGGAGUGUUUUUUAACUGCUCUGAAGCUCAGCUUACCCGCUGUUUGAAUUCAAACGACAACAUUUUCACGCAGCCAGGAGUAUACCGGCGUUCACGAAAGUGGUCUCGUUGACUUGUUGGAAGCUUACGCGUUUUGUUCUUGAUUUUUUUCUUCUUCUUCUAAUAUCUUGAGGUUUAUCAUGGCUCUGUCCCAGAUUCAGUGCCUAGACGACAACAACGUGAACCUGCGGACUAACGAGUCCAAACCGGAAUUCUUUUAUAGCGAGGACCAGAGACUCGCACUGGAGGUUCUGCUCCGCGAAGGUCGCGAAGCCUUCGCGAAGUUCCUGGAUGAACGCCACAUGCGGAGCUUCCUUUCGGACCUGGAGCAGGAAACUCUCACUAAGACGCUGGAGCCUUAUGACCCCGGCUCGGAGCUCUUCCCGGAGGAUGCCGAAGAAAACGAGCCGCCGCUGUCGCUGCACUACUGGCCGGAGUUGUCGGACAUGUCCAUCCCGCAGAUGGACUUGGGGUGGCCGUACACUGACUCCUACCGCGGGGUGACGCGCACCACAGUGUACACGCAACCGCCGCUGGAGGGUCAGACCCACAUCAAGGAAAUUGUCAGACGAAUGAUCGCACAGGCGCAAAAGGUCAUUGCUGUUGUAAUGGAUGUCUUCACCGAUGUUGACAUCUUCAGAGAUUUGAUUGAUGCUGGUUUUAGGAGAAAGGUUUCUGUCUACAUCCUGUUGGAAAGCACAACAUUACCUCAUUUCCUGUCCAUGUGUCAGAGGGCCAACAUGCAUGCAGGACACCUCAAGAACCUUCGGGUACGCUGCACAGAGGGAACAGAGUUCUACACUCGUUCCUGCACCAAAGUGAAAGGUCGACUGGGACACAGAUUCAUGUUGAUCGAUGGAGACAAAGCUGUAUCCGGGUCAUUCAGUUUCACCUGGAUGUCCUCACGACUGGACAAAAAUAUUGUCACCGUGGUUACAGGCCAGGCAGUGGAGGUCUUUGAUGAUCUCUUUCGCCACCUUUACGUGAGCUCAAGAUUUGUUGAUCUCCAGCAAGUCACCACAGAGCCUGAGCCUGAGCGUGAGCCUCUCCCACAACUGCCCCCUGUAGCCCUUCCUUCCACCACUAUAACAAGGAAAUUGUACAACCCUAAGUAUGCCUUACUUAUUGGAGAAAGUGCUAGACCGUCUGCUGACCAAGAGAGCCCCAAAGAGUCUCAGACACCAGAAGUCCCAGAUACUAAGAAGAGAAGGCGAGGAAGAGGAAGUAAAGAACCUGUACAAGAAGAUGAUUCUAUCCAUCCUGGACUUAUCAAUCUAGAGAAGGCAUACUUGAUUCCUUACUUGCCCACCUGGCCAGAGCCUGACCCCCCAAGUGAUGUAAUUGGUUUUAUAAACAUCAGGGAUGCGAGUAAACCCACUCAAAUGCAUUUGCAACGCUCCGAGAGGUUUGAAACAAGUCAAGCCAUUCGGUUUAGAAAUCCUUUGACCAUGUCCACGGAACUCAUUCCAGAGGUUGCUAAACCCAGAGAGGCCACUUCUAAAAUUGAGAAGAUAAAUCCUCCACCAUCACAAGAUUGGAUCAAAGCUAAAGAGUCAAUAUAUGACAGGUUGCAGCACAUGGAAUCCACCAGUACAAAAGUUGAGAAACUUGAACUCCACUCAGCUGCAACUCGACCUGUCAAUGAUGCUACUAAUGUACGUAACACUGAGCAGAGGAUACACUCAGUUGCAUUAACCAGUCAAGAUGAAGGUCAAGCACUGAAACACACAUCUCCCCUGUCCAGCAACAUUGAACAUAAAAAAGCUCCCAGUAAAAUAGAGCACCCCUCUGAACAAAGGAACAGAGUAGUACCAAAAAUUGGGACUAGUUCAUCUGCUACUACACAAGACACUUACCUGCCAAGCCCCACUGACUCAAACUCAGGAAAAGAACAUACAGGAACUAAAACAACAUCACAACUCAUGCAGGCUAAAGAUGCACAGUCAUAUAACACCUCUCACAGUGCCCCUGAUAGUCACACACUUGACACAUCCCACCCCUCCUCUUCUUCAUCUUCAAGCUCAAAUACUCAAAUCCUGGAACCCCACACUAUCCAUCCAGCUAACAAAGCUAGUAACACCAGGAAUGGCCUAGGCACACCAAAUAUUAGCACUCUUAAGAGGUUGAACAGUCUGACCAGAGAGAAAGUAGCCAUUCACAAGCCCAUUGGAGAAAACAAGCCACAGACUAUCCCUAAAAUGCGUGAAAAUAGCAAUAGAAAAAUUGGAGUGCAUAGAGAUAACAGAAAGAGUGACUCCAUCCAGAACAGUCAACAACAUAAACAAAGAGAAACCUCUACAGAAAGUCAGAAUAUAAAAACAGUUGGACUACAGGAUGGUAAGGGAGGAACCCCAGAGGUCUCUGGGGAAAAAGAAAUAAUCCAGUCAUCCUUGGCCACUUUAGCACCGAAUAGAGACAAUGUAAAUAUUUCAGAUGAAGUAAAAACUGUGAGGCCAUUAGUCUGUGACGGAAAUUCAAAGCCACAGGAAAACCUUGUAGAGACUGAAAGCAAGGCUAUAUCAAGAAAGCUCACUGAUCCUAAAUCUACAAAAAUCCUAAAUAAAACUGAAUCUGAGAAGAAAACGUACCAUGUAAAAGAAAACAAACCACAAAGAAUAUCUUACAGUCAAAGUUCCCCAUUGACUAUGUGGGAGCGAAUUCAGGCUGCGAUGAAAGAGCCUUCCACAGAUGACAUGGAUGUCACAUCAAAACAACUUUGUGGUAAUACCCAAAAUUCAACAAAGAACAACACCAGAAGAGUCGUCGAAGAAAAUCCAAAAUCGCCAAAAGAACAAGCGCACUCUCAAACACCAGAGAAAGCCUUUCAAUCAGCAGAGAGAGAAUUGCUUUCAACUACUUCUGUCAGACGCACUUCUGAUGGUUUCCUUGCACGUACACCUACCCCAGACUCACCUGUACUCACUCCAGACUUUCAAACCCCUACGUCAGACAUGAGUGACGGGCAUCGCUCGAGAGAUGACUCCAGUCGCUCCUCAGCAUCAGAGGAGUAUUUUGAAUGCAGCGGCUCGCCAAACAAUGAGCAUGUGUUUGAAGGAGCAUUACACUGUCGUCACAGUACAGCUGGUUAUCGUGAUCCUAAAGAUACACAAAAAAGAAACCCUAAUGCGGGUGCCACCAAACCUUUAUUGAAAGACUAUAGUGCAUAUGUUGCUUUGUUCGACAAAGACAAAAACAAGCAUACCUCGAGCAAGGAAACGCAGGGUCUUGAGAAGAAAGUGAAAACAGGGGAUAAGGAGGAUGUGAAAACUAAAGACAGUGGCAUCAAAAACACAUUAAACCAAGAUUUGAAAGGGAAGGAGGGGCGAAAGGGUGAGGAAUCAAAGACACCAGCCUCACUGAAGACCCUUGAGAAAGAAAACGAGACCCAAUUUCAAGCUCUCACGAGAAAGUCACAAACUCAGAGGGCAGCAGGAUCCAGCAAUGGGAAGAACAGAGAUGGGUCAGCCAGAGAGGUUGGUGGUCAGAAGCUUAAUGUCACAUCAACACCCUCCCGUCCCGUCUCAGCCUCAGUGACCAAAACAGAAAAGAAAGCAGCUUAGCAGCACUUCACAGGUCUUUGACUGUUAAUCAUCUUUUUGCAAAGAACCUUUGGGACAACGGCCUUCAUAAGAAGCUGUAGAAAAAGACAAUAUUUACCAGGAUUCUCAGCGAGAGAACGUCAUGCCAAGAGCUGGACAGUUGCAGCACCAACAUUUUCCUCUGAAGCUACAACUUUCCUCCAUUCUCAACUGAACCUCAUCCUCAUUCCCAGAACGACAUCUCAGCACAGGUACUGAGCAGGAACAACUAAGUUCAAUUCUAUGUCACCUAUGGCAAGUUGGACAACUACAAAUGCUCCCAUAACUGCAGAGUGACAUCCACUCAUUCAUUCAUCUUCUCUACUGCUUGUCAUUAGAACCGCAGGUAACUGGAGCCUAUCUCAGCAGAAUUUGAACGAGCACCGAGAUACACCUUAGAAAGGUAGCAAGGCACUUAUAGACAACAUUCAUACUCAUAAUCACAACUACGUGUAAUUCAAUUGUCCAAGUAUAGGUAUGUGGGAGGAUACUGGGAACCACUGCCAACUUGCUUUCUGCGGAAUGGCAAUGUUUUCAUUUUAAUUUUUAUUGGAAAAACUAACAUAGGACACAUUUUAAUACAGCUUUUCCAUUAUUUGACCACAAGGGAAGACUAACUGACACAUUUAAUAAUUAGAUGAACUUCCACAUGGACUGUCACUUGACAUGCUUUUCCUCACACUGUCUGACUGGUUAAGCCAGACAGUUCAGCAAGAUGACGACACACCUAAGGCCCGCCGCACACUGUGUGAUGUGGUCGAACCCGAUUGGAAUGGGCCAUUGCAGAAAAAAAUGGCAGUUGGGAACUCACCCUCGCACAUUGAGUGAUUGGAUAGAUGGAGACCCUGAACAGUGAGACUGUAUUGGCUUUUGAUGCUGUACAUACAAUAUAUUGUACUUUACCACCUUUAUUAAACCAUUAAAAGAUAGAUUUAUAGUUAAGGAAGAAGUGGGUUUGUCAAGAAAGAGGAAAUGGGUGUGUAUAAAAGUGGCUAUUUUAAAAAACUCCCGCUCCCAUCACAUCAAUCCAGCACGGUACAUACAGCUUGGGUACAUUUUGGUGACAAGCUUUGUCAUUACAUCCACAGGAAAUUAUAAGUUAUAAAAAUAGAAAGUAUUGUUGUAAAACACAAUAUUUUAUACUUUAUAUACUGUAUUUAUACGGCUUGGGGUCAGUUAAAAUUCAUAUUUGCAUUGUUUAUAUAUUAUGCAAUACAUGCACAUAACUUCCAGCAAGUUUUCUAACAUUGUUUAGCUAAAAAUUGGGUUUUUAUGACGCUUAUUGGGUCCUCCCCGAACAUACCGGAAGCUCAAGUGGUUGUGGAAGUGGUUACUCUAUCCACCCCAAGGGCUACCAGAAGUGAUGUUGCAAUUGAUAAACAGCGCACUACACACUAUACGUAAGCAACGUGUUGGAAUAUGUGGAGGAGGAGGAUUUCGACGUACAGGAGCAUCCAACUUAACUUGGCAUCGCCAAAACGUACAUGUUUGAGCCAAUCAGACAGUGAUGACGACGAGCAGCCAAGUAGCAGCUGUACAACAGAAAGAGAGUGGCCACUGGCUCGAUGUGACCGUAUGUCAAAAGUAUGUCUUUUUAUACACUCAUGGCAUGAAAUAAUGCCACCCCAGGGGUGCCAAUAUUUUCUAGCACGACUAUACGUAUUCUAUAUUCAUAUAUGUUUCAGUGGCACGGCAAAAACUUUUACAUAUGAUGCAGUAUUCCUAUAUAUUGUGUGCCCCUCGCUUGAGCAACGUUAUAACAGGCCGCACACAAAUUCUUUGCCGUGUGUCUGUUGGCUUGUUAUAUAGGCAAAAGUACAGAUGGCAGUGUGGGUCUUUUUUUCCUACACCCCAGUGCAUAGUAACCAUAAUAGAGUCGUUUGGUAUAUGCAAGGAAAUGCUCAACUCUUGUCUGCGCCUCUUCGCUGCUGCAUCGUGGUGGCUACGAGAUUUAGUUUUCUUGCUGGCGGUGGAGGUCCCGAUGGCCGUGGGAACAAUAGUUGUCACCACAGCUGGUUUCAGCAUCUACCCAACUACACCUGUGUAUCCAAUGCUUUCGCAAAACACGCCGGUUCGAAGUGAUCGGCACAGAGUUUGGAAUGCUUGCUAGGCAACCAUAGCUGACCACGUUUCUUCCCGUCAAGUAACUUUCACUAUCCACUCGUCACGUAUUCCUUCUUCACUUGGAAAGCCAGAAAAUAAUAAUCUCUUGCCGCUGCCUGAACCAUUUGUACAACCAAAUUCCACACAAUAAACCAUCGUGAUAUCGUUAAUCAUAUGACAACAUAUAUACAAGGAUGGGAACAACAGCAUGGAACAAUAGCACACAACACCGAAUGAACAGGAUGUUUGGCUUGUGUGACGUCACAGCGCCGGAAAGAGACGAAGACCGGAAGGCAUGGGAGACAAAAAGCAGAAGGCACAUUCUGCAUCAUAUUCAACGAUUUAACUGCUGUAUAUCUACCAUAUAAUCGCUUCGAAAUGGAACAUGUGAUUUGUAAAGGGGUUCUAGAGUUAUCAAGAAAAAAAAUUAAAUCUUUGUCCUCUGAACUUUAAAACCCAGAAAUAUGUUUUUGGUGUGAGUGAAAGGGUUUUGAUUGGCUGUAAUCUUUGACGUUGCGACGCUGUGCACCGGCUAUUUAAAUUUUGAAUCCUGGCAUUACCAGGGGCCGAUUGAUCCGCCACUCAUGAAAGUAGUUGCCGAACCCCUCACACUGUGUGACAGUCAGGUUCAGCCACGUCCCUUAGUGUGCGGCAACCUUAAGAGUCAUUUUCAGUUGCUCCAGAACUAGUCAGAACUAGUCAGUGACUUAUUCUUUCGUUUCCAGACCUGCUUCUGCCCUGGCAUGCUUUAACUCAUUUUCACUCUCUUAUUGCUGUAUCACAAACACAUUUGCAAAUGACACAGCUAAUGUAAAAGUACUCCAUUACACUAAUUAAUUCAAUUAAGAUUUGUGCGCAUUGGGAUUCACUCACGUCAAUAACACAUCGCUUCAUCCUGUUAGCUGCUCAUUAUAUUGCUGAUGUUGUUGCCCCACCACGCGCAUACUACGUUUCAGAAAACAAAGAGCAUGCUAUAGAUAAGCUUAGGGUAGAAAUUUAUGCAUUAAUUAGUGGACCAAGGUUCAUAUCGAUAGUUCAAUGAUACCCAUAUUCUUGUGAGGCGCGAAGAGUGUAAGAUUUUUGAGUGGAUUUGAAUCCAAGCAGGAGCAACACAACAAACAGUGCACUGGAAGGAAAUUUAUAAUAUUUUUUAACAUUAUCUUGAACAUGCAAUUCUACAAACACACUGUAAUAAACACUCAAUGAUAUGCAUAUUCUUCUAUUUUUUUAAUCAUUUUGGUCAAUUUUUUACCGACAGCUUUGUGGCAAGGGCACAUAAUUACAAAGUACAGUGCGAAGUUUAAACUGAACCAUGACCUUAAUUAAAAAGUGCUGGUUUAACUUAAAUGCACGAGUAUAUUGUAACAUGUACAUGUAAUGAGACCUGGGGCCAGGGUGGUGGAAUGUUCAUGUUGAUACCUGAUCUCACAGAUCCUAUAAUUAUAUCCUAUAAUUGUUUUAAUACAACUCAAUUCCAAUGAAGUUGGGACGUUGUUUUAAACAUAAAAACAGAUUACAAUGAUUUGCAAAUUGUGUUCAACCUAUAUUUAAUUGAAUACACUACAAAGACAAGACAUUUAAUGUUCAAACUGAUAAACUUUAUUGUUUUAGAAAAUAAUCAUUAACUUAGAAUUUUAUGGCUGCAACACGUUCCAAAAAACCUGGGACAGGUGGCAAAAAAGACUGAGAAAGUUGAGGAAUACUCAUCAAACACCUGUUAGGAACAUCCCACAGGUGACCAGGCUAAUUGGGAACAGGUGGGUUCCAUGAUUGGGUAUAAAAGGAGCUUCCCUGAAUUGCUCAGUCAUUCACAAGCAAAGAUGGGGCGAGGUUCACCUCUUUGUGAACAAGUGCGUGAGAAAAUAUUCGAACAGUUUAAGGACAAUGUUCCUCAACGUACAAUUGCAAGGAAUUUAGGGAUUUCAUCAUCUAUGGUCCAUUAUAUCAUCAAAAGGUUCAGAGAAUCUGGAGAAAUCACUGCAUGUAAGCGGCAAGGCCGAAAACUAACAUUGAAUGCCCAUGACAUUCAAUCCCUCAGGUGGCACUGCAUCAAAACCCGACAUCAAUGUGUAAAGGAUAUCACCACAUGGGCUCAGGAACACUUUAGAAAACCAAUGUCAGUAAAAACGGUUUGCUGCUACAUCCGUAAGUGCAACUUAAAACUCUACUAUGCAAAGCAAAAGCCAUUUAUCAACAACACCUAGAAACGCUGCCAGCUUCUCUGGGCCCGAGCUCAUCUAAGAUGGAUUGAUGCAAAGUGGAAAAGCGUUCCGACGAGUCCACAUUUCAAAUUGUUUUUGAUUUUUUUUGUUAUUUGUGGACGUCGUGUCCUCCGGGCCAAAGAGGAAAAGAACCAUCCGGACUGUUAUGGACGCAAAGUUCAAAAGCCAGCAUCUGUGAUGGUAUGGGGCUGUGUUAAUGCCAAUGGCAUUGGUAACUUACACAUCUGUAAAGGCACCAUUAAUGCUGAAAGUUACAUAGAGGUUUUGGAGAAACAUAUGCUGUCAUCCAAGCAACGUCUUUUUCAUGGACACCCCUGCUUAUUUCAGCAAGACAAUCCCAAACCACAUUCUGCACGUGUUACAACAGCGUGGCUUCGUAGUAAAAGAGUGCGGGUACUAGGCCUGCCUGCACUCCAGACCUGUCUCCCAUUGAAAAUGUGUGGCGCAUUAUGAAGUGUAAAAUACAACAACGGAGACCCCGGACUGUUGAACAGCUGGAGCUGUACAUCAAGCAAGAAUGGGAAAGAAUUCCACCUACAAAGCUUCAACAAUUAGUGUCCUUAGUUCCCAAACGUUUAUUGAAUGUUGUUAAAAGAAAAGGUGAUGUAACACAGUGGUAAACAUGACCCUGUCCCAGCUUUUUUGGAACGUGUUGCAGCCAUAAAAUUCGAAGUUAAUGAUUAUUUUCUAAAAACAAAGUUUAUGAAUUUGAACAUUAAAUAUCUUGUCUUUGUAGUGUAUUCAAUUAAAUAUAGGUUGAACAUGAUUUGCAAAUCAUUGUAUUCUGUUUUUAUUUAUGUUUAACACAACGUCCCAACUUCAUUGGAAUUGGGGUUGUAAAUUGUUCCGUCAACUUGUGCCCAGCCUCCUGUUCUGUUAUUUUGUCAGUGUUUUUAUCUGAUGCCAUUUAUCUCCCUGCUGAGCAGUGAUAGACAAACCAUACUUACCUUGAUAUAACCUCUACAACAAAGCACAAGUUAAAUUAAAGUAAAUGACAGCAUUUUUUGUGUGUAUCAUUUAUUAGUACAUGUAUUUAAAUGGAUAUGUUGCGAAAAAAGCUGUGAAUGAGUGGCUUAGUUUCUUUAUUAUUGUUAUUAUUUUAAAAAUCCAGGUCAUAAUGUUAUGGGAAUAGGAGUGUCUCAAGGAUUUGGGGCUGCCCUGUCACUCUCACUUUGGGCCCCUUUACAUCACAUCGGCAAAUCGAAAAUACUACUUUCUAGGGCCCCUGUCAGUCAUUGGACCCUCAUGUUUUCAAUCUUACCCUCUCUCAAGGAGAAUUAUGAUGCAAUGUAAAAAUUUGGUUACAUACAGUAUAGAAUUGGAAUUUACCAGGUGCUUCAUAAAGAAUUGCUAUGCGGAAUUAGUUUUUGUAUUUUUGCACAGAAAUACACUCAGCAAGUACAGAUGUUCAUUAUUCCCAGUUCGUCAAUUUUAAGCAUCCAAACCAUAUCACAAAAGGAAUGGGAAUUUUUAGAGUGUUUUGCUCACAAAGCUAGCUACUUAGCUUCCCACUGUCUGAAUGGGGACACGACUGGCUCAAAAACUAAAAUAAUGUGCCAACAGCUACAGUACUGUAUCCAUCCAUCCAUCCAUUUUCUGAGCCGCUUCUCCUCACUAGGGUCGCAGGCGUGCUGGAGCCUAUCCCAGCUGUCAUUGGGCAGGAGGCGGGGUACACCCUGAACUGGUUGCCAGCCAAUCGCAGGGCACAUAGAAACAAACAAACAUUCACACUCACAGUCAUGCCUACGGGAAAUUUAGAGUCUCCAAUUAAUGCAUGUUUUUGGGAUGUGGGAGGAAACCGGAGUGCCCAGAGAAAACCCAUGCAGGCACAGGGAGAACAUGCAAAGUCCACACAGGCGGGGCCGGGGAUUGAACCCAGGUCCUCAAAACUGUGAGGCUGACGCUCUAACCAGUCGCCCACCGUGCUGCCCAGUACUGUAUCAAAACCAGUAAUUCGCUUGGUUUGUUAUCUUAUUCAGGUAUCUUAUUAAAUGCCAUUAUGCUGACAGAAUAAUUGUUACAUUAGUAGCUGUUACUAAUUUAUUUUCAGACAGAAUUACAGAAUCAACCAAUAUUACCAAUAUAAAAGUACACACACACACACACACACACACACAUAUAUAUAUAUAUAUAUACAUACAUACAUACAUACAUACAUACAUAUAUAUAUAUAUAUAUAUAUAUAUAUAUAUAUAUGUGUGUGUGUGUGCGUGUAUGUAUGCAGGGAUCUCGUUUGAUGUGCGUCCUUACUUACAUAUGUGUGUAAGGCUUGAAUUAAGCGGUCUCGCAUCACAGGGUUGAAAUUUGCAUUUUGCGCAUUACAUAACUCUCUCUUUUGAUUUACUUGCUCUUUUUGUGAAAUGCUGCCCUAGUUUUAUUUAGUAAAUGAGAGAACAGUUGUGCUCAUAUGUUUGAUUACCAUGGCAGAAUUUGUAAGAUGUGUACAAUUCUUUAUUACAAUAUACUAAUGUUAUAUCAGCGGCAUGCAAAAACAUCAACGUGACUCAUUUAUCUUGAAAGUUUUGUGGAAAAUAUAUUGUUCUAAAAGAAUUUUGCUAUUGUGGCAGGCGUAAACAUAAAAUAUAUUGAGAGAGCAAGAACAAUGGAUCACAGAAAAUAUUGUACAAACAGUAUAAAAGAUUGAAGAUUAAAGAAUAACAGCUGUAAUAAAAAUCUGCAAUAUAGCAAGACGAUGAAGCAAGAACCGCGAUGCAGCAGAGGAUUACUGUAUCUGUAUUCUGUAUCGUUCCAGAGCUGGGACUCAUUUUUUCCAUGCAUCCCAGGACUCACAUACUCUCAACUGUAAACUGAUCUCUGUGUGUGUAUGUUUUUUUUUAAACUAACAUCAUUAAAGGUACAGGUGCAGGAACAUUGUACUAUAUGUUAGAUUGACAACAGGGCUAUUUUCCAGUUGACACUGAUUGUUCACUUUACAUUUAAAGUAUGUUAAAGGUAUAUGAUAUUCUGUUUCACUGAAUGUUCUGUUACUCUAAUAUUGUUAUUACAUGACGUACAUUAAGUGACUUAAUAAAUCAUGUUAUGGAUUGUUUUCUUUCUUUGUACAAAAUCCUAUUUAUAUUAAAAGUUUUCUUGGCAGAGCGAUAUACCGUAAUUUCUCGUGUAUAAUGCGCACCCAUGAAUAAUGCGCACCCCCAAAGUUGAGCUAAAAAUUCUGGAAAACCCCUCUAUGUAUAAUGCAUUUUUACAAUGCAUUAAUUUUGCUUCUACAUCAUUUUGCUUCUGAUCAAAACAUUAAGUAUUAUCUGUAUUUUGUUAGUUUUUUCAAAUAAUUAUUCUGAAGUUAAGCACUUUAUUUGAACACAUCAUAUUUAUU